AACCUUACAUCUAGGGUUUCUCUUUACUAUACAUAGUCUUUCUUCAAUACCGAAUCUUCUCCUCUCUCUCUCUCAACCCAGAAAAAGUAGACGGAGCCUAUACAAUGCAUACCCUUGAAACCCAUUAAAUCCAGACCCACAUUUUCGCUUCAAGACUGGGUAACAGUGGUGGUGGCGUUCCCCCCCCCCCCCCCCAAAAUGCAGACCCAAUAUUUGUUCUUUCACAUUCUCCUUCUUUUCGCUUCUCUCCUUUUAUUUCCGGUGUCAAAAUCCGAUCUUUCGCCCGACAGAGCGGCACUUCUCACUCUCCGGCAGUCGCUUGGUGGCCGGACACUCCUCUGGAAUGCUACUGCGACCAGCCCUUGUAAUUGGGCUGGUGUCACUUGCGAACAGAGCCGGGUUGUUACCCUCCGGUUACCGGGCGUGGCCCUCUCAGGCGAACUUCCCACUGGCAUUUUUAGUAACCUGACCCAGCUCCGUACUCUCAGUCUCCGACUCAACGCUCUCACCGGACAGCUUCCAUCGGACCUCGCUUUGUGUAGUGGACUUCGGAAUUUGUACCUCCACGGAAACCUCUUUUCCGGUGGAAUCCCGGAGUUUUUGUUCGGAAUGAAGGAUCUUGUGCGUGUCAAUCUUGCCAGUAACAAUUUUACAGGUGAGAUCUCUAAGGGAUUUGAUAAGUUACCGCGACUGAAGACUCUGUACCUUGAGAACAAUAGGUUAGCAGGGUCGAUUCCAGCUUUGAAAGUCCCAAAAGUUAUUCAAUUUAAUGUUUCAAAUAAUAUGUUAAAUGGGUCGAUACCUGAGAGGUUUCAGAGGUUCGAUUCUAGCUCCUUUUCGGGUAAUUCAUUGUGUGGUGAACCACUUGAGGGUUGUGCUGGUGAGAUUGCAAGUGUGCCGAGUACAGGCAGUGUGAAGCCUGAAAAGAAGAAUAAGUUAUCUGGUGGAGCAAUUGCUGGUAUUGUGACUGGAUCUGUAGUGGGUUUGAUAUUCAUUCUUCUAAUGUUAUUCUUCUUGUGCCAAAAGAAGGGAAACAAGAAGUCCAGGUCGAUUGACAUUGCUUCAAUCAAGCAUCAAGAGCUGGAGAUUCUGGGGGAGAAACCGAUUGGGGAGCCUGAAAAUGGAGGGUAUGGAAAUGGGUUUUCAGUGGCUGCCGCGGCGGCUGCUGCUAUGACUGUGAAUGGGAAGGGAGAAGCUGCUACCGCUGUGAAUGGUGGAGUGAAAAAGCUAGUGUUCUUUGGGAAUGGAGGGAGAGUGUUUGAUUUGGAGGAAUUGUUGAGGGCCUCAGCGGAGGUAUUGGGGAAGGGGACUUUCGGAACUGCGUAUAAAGCGGUGCUUGAAAUGGGAACUGUGGUGGCCGUGAAGAGGUUGAAGGAUGUGACAAUUUCUGAGAGGGAGUUCAGAGAGAAGAUUGAAGGGGUAGGGUCCAUGGAUCAUGAGAAUUUGGUGCCACUCAGGGCUUACUAUUUUAGCGUGGAUGAGAAGCUACUUGUCUAUGAUUACAUGGCCAUGGGAAGCUUGUCUGCACUUUUGCAUGGGAAUAAAGGAGCAGGUAGAACCCCCCUGAAUUGGGAGACUCGAUCAAGCAUUGCCCUUGGAGCUGCUCGGGGGAUUGAGUACUUGCACACUCAAGGUCCCAACAUCUCUCACGGAAACAUAAAAUCGUCUAAUAUUCUGCUCACUAAAUCUAAUGAAGCCAGAGUCUCUGAUUUUGGCCUUGCCCACCUUGUUGGUCCUUCAUCCACUCCCAAUAGAGUUGCCGGCUACCGUGCUCCAGAGGUAACUGAUCCUCGCAAGGUAUCUCAGAAGGCCGAUGUCUAUAGCUUUGGUGUAUUACUACUGGAGCUACUGACUGGGAAAGCACCCACUCAUGCCCUCUUGAACGAGGAGGGGAUCGACCUUCCCAGAUGGGUGCAGUCCAUAGUUCGAGAGGAAUGGACUUCUGAGGUGUUCGACCUUGAGCUACUCAGGUACCAAAACGUAGAGGAAGAAAUGGUUCAGCUGUUGCAGCUCGCAGUAGAUUGUGCUGCUCAGUACCCGGACAACCGGCCUUCAAUGCCUGAAGUGGCGAGGCGGAUUGAGGAGCUAUGUUGUUUAAGCCAGCGAGAAGAUCACAAUCUACAGCCUGAUGUCGUCGACAACUCUUCUCGAUGAGUAGAAUGAUCAUCCUUGCUGUGUUAUGCCCAUAAUUAUAAUGUUUAAUCAUGUGUUUAUGUUGUAUGUUCUAUUUGGGCCUUAAAGCUUCUCUCUUCUCUUCUCUUUUCUUUUCUUUUCUUUUUUCUCUCUCUCUCUCUAAAAAAAAUUAGGAGCCAACUGUGUCGGUUACUUUUUUAUUCUCCUCAUCCCAAAUGUACCUCCCUUUUUUUUUUUAAUUUUUUUUUCUUUAUCAGUGCUGUGAGUGUGGGGUGCAUGUCUGUCCCAUUUGUUCUUUGUUGGGUGGACCAUAUGGUGGUUGUAAUUAUCACAUUCACUUUAAUUUUUUCUGCUCUUGGUAC
This is a messenger RNA of Tripterygium wilfordii, 2495 nucleotides long. Its product is annotated as probable inactive receptor kinase At1g48480. Lineage: Eukaryota; Viridiplantae; Streptophyta; Magnoliopsida; Celastrales; Celastraceae. Gene Ontology annotation, molecular function: protein binding; protein kinase activity; ATP binding. The coding region runs from base 199 to 2154 and encodes 651 amino acids. Gene Ontology annotation, biological process: protein phosphorylation. The record is from RefSeq and is a predicted model, not a curated record. The transcript has 2 exons.